CCUCCUUUGAAAAUUCGUCUUUUCCGAUUCAUUCCAACGUCAGAAAGAUUGAGGAAUAAAUUAAAAAUGUAAUGAAACUCUAGUCAAGAAUAAAGGCGUGACCGUAUCAAGGCCUUAAAGAAUCUUUGGCCGUGAAUUGGUAUCGUUUCAGUAUGUGCAUAACAGCUUCAUUCAGCAAAAAUUAAUUUUUCUUUUCUCUUUUAUUUGUCGCUUCGUUUUUCCUUAAAAUUUUUCUUAAAAUAAAGACGCAAGGUCCUCAGAAGCCCAGGGCUACAAUCCAAAAGAUGGUUUCCGUGUUUUGAAUUGAUGAACCGAGACUCAUCAGACUGUCUGAUGAGUCUCGGUUCAUGUGCACUGCGACUCUUUUGAAGAAUGUCAUUAAUUUUCAAGGUCUUGGGACGUUUUUUCGUUAAGAUUCGGUAGAUCUUCUGGUCCGAUGGCGUGAAUCGCAUAACAUUCUUCGUAUGAUUCGGUAGGUAUAGAUUACAUUUUAAAACUUAGGUAUAAAUCGUUAUUAAAUAUACAAGGCGAUUAUCUCAGCAAUCAAGGUUGAAUUUUUAUAUCGGCGACAUAAAUUUGCAUACAUUUUUAGAGCUUUGAAGACUAGACAAUUCUCGCAGGUUGCAGCUUUUUUAUGAAUAUUUAUGAACGUUUAGUUCCCCUUGAAACGGCCUUGUACUUGUACGCCAUCUGUCCAUAAAACAGCGUGAAUGUUUUCCGUUUUAAGUUAAAACAAAGCACGGAAUUAAACAAGAAAAUUGAGCGCUCUAAUUUUAGAUUUUCAAAGUUAAUAUUAACGCAGAGAAUGCGUUAACAAGCAAACUUUUAUUCUCUACAUUAUGCAUUUAGUACUUCGAACAUUCAACGCUAGAGUUUUUACCAAAAGUCUUCUUCAUAUCUGUACUGGUUGCCCAGCUCUCAUGUGGGCCUGUAGAGAAUAGUCAAGGGAAAGAGAUAGGCGAUAAUAACAUCUUAAACGACAGAAUCUCGUAGUCGUCCUUCGGCAGUUGUCCAAAUCUUGUCCAAACUUUAACGAAUUUUCAGCUUCAGCAUAAGAAAAUGGUCCUCAAAUUCUGUGCCAAUUUGUCUUUCAUGUUUACAGAGAAAACGGACAAUUUAUUGGAAAGGUACCAACUAGCCUCACAGGCCGGAUUCAAAGCUGUCGAAUUCACUUUUCCAUACCAGUAUAACGUCGAAGAUGUAGUUAAGGCAAAGUCAGCUGCAAACGUGGAUCAAAUUUUAAUCAAUGCCUAUCCUGGUGAUUUGGAACGUGGUGAAUUGGGCCUUGCUAUCAUGAGCGGACGACAGAACGAAUUUAGAGAAAGUCUGGAGAAAACUAUGGAAUACGCAGCCGCAUUAGACUGCAAAAAAAUUCAUAUUAUGGCUGGAAAGAAAUUUUCCGGAAUUGUAGACACUGCAAUGGACGAUGUUUACAAGGACAAUCUAGAGUAUGCCGCCAAAGUUUUUAAAGAAAAAGGUUUCGUUGGUUUAAUUGAACCUAUUUCAGAAGUUGUGAUUCCCCAUUACUUUAUGAAUUCUGUCAGUAAAGCUUUGCAAUUGGUGAAAGAGAUUAACAGCGACUCGCUAAAACUUCAGCUAGAUAUUUUUCAUUUGCAGUUAAUUGAAGGCAAUUUGACCAACCGGAUUAAGGAGCUUUUGCCAUAUAUUGGCCAUAUUCAAAUUUCUCAAGCGCCAACUCGUGAUUCGCCUGACAGCGAAGGAGAGAUCAACUACCGCUACAUUUUGAAAUUGUUAGAAGAUCUUGGCUACGAGGGUUUCAUAGGGUUGGAAUACAAACCGACUAAAGCAAGUGCCGAUAGUAUCGGAUGGAUUAAAGAGUGGGGAUACUCUUUGUGAUGUCAGUAUCUAUGAACACGCAAAUGAUCGUAAAUAACUUGAUUUAGAAUUUUUAUGGGGUAUUAAGUUUUUGUACUUUUGGAAAAUAAUAAAUUUAUUUCGUGGUUAA
Daphnia pulex (common water flea) is the source of this 1966-nucleotide messenger RNA. RefSeq names its product putative hydroxypyruvate isomerase (gene Gip). The transcript is spliced from 6 exons. The record is from RefSeq and is a predicted model, not a curated record. Gene Ontology annotation, biological process: glyoxylate metabolic process. Gene Ontology annotation, molecular function: hydroxypyruvate isomerase activity. The coding region runs from base 1060 to 1857 and encodes 265 amino acids. Lineage: Eukaryota; Metazoa; Arthropoda; Branchiopoda; Diplostraca; Daphniidae.